This is a messenger RNA of Cyprinodon tularosa, 1202 nucleotides long. Its product is annotated as gastrula zinc finger protein XlCGF8.2DB-like. Lineage: Eukaryota; Metazoa; Chordata; Actinopteri; Cyprinodontiformes; Cyprinodontidae. Gene Ontology annotation, molecular function: RNA polymerase II cis-regulatory region sequence-specific DNA binding; DNA-binding transcription factor activity. The record is from RefSeq and is a predicted model, not a curated record. The transcript has 3 exons. Gene Ontology annotation, biological process: regulation of transcription by RNA polymerase II. The coding region runs from base 56 to 1165 and encodes 369 amino acids.
GAGAAACCUGAAAACAGACCAAACCGCAGCCAGAAAGAGGCCUUGAUGAGAGAAGAUGAACGGAGUGAAGGUGGAAGAUCAGGAAGAUGGAGAAGAAAUUCAGCAGCUUCCUGAGGAAGGCUCAGCGACGGCUCCAGAUCCACCUAAGCCCAAACGGCGCCACGUCUGCUCGAUCUGCGGUCGGGAUUUUGCGGGUCCGUCCCGCCUGGCGGACCACGUAGCCACGCAUUACGGCUACAAACCCCACAGCUGCUCCAUCUGCGGCAAACGCUUCACCAAGAAAGUCAACGUCCUGGUCCACCAGCGGGUUCACACCGGGGAGAAACCGUACACCUGCCCCGACUGCGGCGUCAGCUACGCCCAGAGGUCCUGCCUACGGAGGCACCUCCUCAUCCACUCCCCCGAGAAGCCGUUUACCUGCUCCCUGUGUGGGCGGGGCUUCGUGCAGCGGCGGUACCUGGUCCAGCACGAGCGGACUCACACCGGCGAGAAGCCGUUCUCCUGCCCGCUGUGUCCCAAACGCUUUGCCUCGCGGAGCGGCCUCUCCGACCACCAGAAGACCCACGAGGAGCAGAAGCAGCACGCCUGCUCACUCUGCGGGAAAACCUUCUACUCCGCUUCGUCUUUCAGGGAUCAUGUCAGGAACCACACAGGACGCAAGCUCCACCCCUGCUCGCUGUGCGGGAGGAGCUUCAACCGGCCGAGCCUCCUCAACAAGCACCUGCAGAAGCACGCAGAUGGGAGCCUGGACAAGGUGAGGCUCCCUGCAGGUUCUGCCUGGUCGGCGCCGACGCUGAGGCGGCUGCUUUCUCUGACUCCGCAGGAAGAAGCUGCUCUCCGCUGCCUCCCGUGUCAGGAGGACUUCUCCUCCAUCAAAGAGGCCAAAGAGCACGAGCGGCACCGCCACGCCUCCACCCGCUUCGCCUGCGACGUCUGCGGUCGCUCCUUCAGCCGGUCGACCCGACUGAAGGACCACAUGAGGUCCCACACCGGAGAGCGGCCGUUCCAGUGCGGCGUCUGCGGGAGCCGCUUCAUGGUGCUGAGGGCUCUGAGGAAACACCAGGAGAUCCACAGCAGGCCGGACCGACCCGCCGACGCCGGUCCGGGAGACGGCCCGGAGCAGCCGGCAGAACAACAGGUGAUUCACAGGGUCGGUACCGAUUAGUCAUCAGAAUCGGGUCAGAAGAUGUUCUGUUAGACGG